AUGAAGCUCCCAGCGGGGCACGUGCCGGGCCACGGCGUGGUCCGGCAGCACUACAAUGGCUGGGGCGAGAAGCUGAUGGAGAAGAUGGGCUGGAAGAAGGGCGAGGGUCUCGGGAAGGAGGGGCAGGGCAUCAAGGAGCACAUCCGCGUGAAGAAGAAGGACGACAACAUCGGGAUUGGCGCCGACCUGAAGUACAACUGGACGGAGAAGUGGUGGGAGUCGGCGUUCAACAACGUCGCGGCGAAGAUCGGGACCAUCAGCUCCGCGCACGCCGACGCCGACGACGGCAGCGGGUACACCUCCGACAGCAGCUCGAAGUCGCGCUCGGGCGGGGGCUCGGACUCGGACUCGGACUCGGACGCGGACGCGGGCGCGGGCGCGGGCGCGGGCGCGGGCGGCGCGGCGGCGCGGCACCGCGACGGCACGCGGUCGACGGCGACGGCGGAGGAGGCGCGCAUUUUGAAGGACCUGGAGAAGGGGAAGUGGGGGCGUUGGGGCGGGCGGGACGGGAAGAUGGCGCGGAUCCGUGCGCAGGAGGAGGCGAUGGCGCGGGCGGCGGCGGAGAAGCUGUCGGGCGGGGAGCGCGAGGCGGGUGCUGCGGCGAGCGAUGGCAAGGCGAAGAAGAAGGACAAGUCCAAGGAGAAGAAGAGCAAGAAGGAGAAGAAGGGCAAGAAGGAGAAGAAGGAGAGCAGGGACAAGAAGCGGGCUGCGGAGAGCGGGGGGUCGGACAGCGACGGUGCGAAGCGGGCCAGGGUGGAGGGGAGUGCGCACGGGAGGUGGGGGGGCCUCGCGGACCUCGCGGACACGAUCUACGGGGCGCCGAAGGACAAGGAGGGGGCGGGGGAGGCGGCGCGGCUGAUGGGCGUGCGCGUGGUGGCGAACGCGGAGGACACCACGCCAGCGCGGGACCCCAACUGGUGGGGCGCGAAGCGGUUCCGGAGCGCGGGCUUCAUGGGCUCCGCGAAGGACGAGAUCGAGGAUCACGCGGAGAAGAAGGACGGAGGUUUCACGGAGGGCGACAUGGAGGCGAUCUACAUGGGCGCGCACAACAGGGCGAUCAAGGGCAAGGUCGGCCUCGGGUCCGGCGCCCCGCGCAUGGCCAAGGAGUCCACCCUGGGGAAGGACUUCGAGGGGACCAAGGUGAAGUUCGAUUCGGACGACGAGAGCGGCGCGCAGCCGGCGGGGGGCAAGAAGGACAAGGCGAAGGAGAAGGAGAAAAAGCGGAGGAAGAAGGAGGCGGGGUCGUCCGGCGACGCGGCGGUGAACUGGAAGAAGCUGUGUGUGCGCAUUGUCAAGGGGAGCGAGGGGGGGGUGAAGAUGAAGAAGCUGGUGGCGCGCGCGGUGGAGGAGGCGCUCGCGGGGGGCACGAAGGGCGCGCGCGAGGCGCUCGCGGCGGCCUGCGAGGCGGAGGUGCGCGGCAGCAAGCGCUUCCAGUGCGCGGGCAAGCUGGUGCAGCUCAAGGGCUGA
This is a messenger RNA of Pedinophyceae sp. YPF-701, 1467 nucleotides long. Lineage: Eukaryota; Viridiplantae; Chlorophyta; Pedinophyceae. The record is from the annotation of a GenBank genome assembly.